Molecule: messenger RNA, 2297 nt
Organism: Vollenhovia emeryi
Lineage: Eukaryota; Metazoa; Arthropoda; Insecta; Hymenoptera; Formicidae
Gene: NiPp1
Product: nuclear inhibitor of protein phosphatase 1
Exons: 6
Coding region: 178-1212 (344 amino acids)
Cellular component (GO): nuclear speck
Molecular function (GO): protein binding; protein serine/threonine phosphatase inhibitor activity; mRNA binding
Source: RefSeq, a predicted model, not a curated record
GUCGCGCGGCGCGCCGUGGCUGGCCGUGGCGCACUGUAUACUCCGCUGACACGGGAUUUGUUUUCGUCCGUGCGCUCAAAGUCGCCCUUUCCCCGGUUUAUUACUCGCGCGUUCGCUCGCGCUCGGAUAGCGGAGCGAGGCGGAUCGAGGCGCGAUCGUUGCGGGCUGCGGACGACGAUGGCGAACCACUACGAGGUCCCGAACUGGGCCGGCAAGCCACCGGUGGGGCUGCAUCUGGACGUGCUGAAGAACGACAAGUUGAUACAGAAACUCAUGGUGGACGAGAAGAAGUGCUACCUGUUCGGACGCAAUCAGCAGCUCAACGACUUCUGUAUCGAUCAUGCGUCCUGCUCUCGCGUUCAUGCCGCUCUCGUUUAUCAUAAGCAUCUCAAUCGGGCGUUUCUGGUCGAUCUGGGAAGCACACAUGGAACCUUAAUUGGAAAUCUACGCUUGGAGGCUUACAAACCGACUCAGUUACCAAUCGACAGUAAGUUUCACUUUGGAGCAUCUACUCGGUAUUACAUAAUAAGGGAAAGACCUCAGACGGGCGCCCGGCCCAUCAUCGAGGAGCUGGAGAAAUUGUCCGAGGACAUGGACGCUGGUGGCUUGCUGGGAUUGCCAGAAACAGAAACAGAGCUGGACAAUCUAACCGAGUUCAAUACAGCUCACAAUCGACGGAUUUCCAUGCUCGGCAUAACAGACGACGAGAUGCACAAGCCAACGCGUAAGCGAAAGAAAAAGGGGAUCACCUUCAACGACGAUGAGGAAGUGAUCAAUCCGGAAGACGUUGAUCCGUCAGUUGGGAGAUUUCGUAAUCUUAUACAAACGACAGUCGUUCCUAGUAAGAGAAUGCGAAUGGAGGGUGGUCUCAUAUCGUUGUCAGAAGAUCACAAUCUUCUGAAGCACAUGCAACCUACGUCUACCACUCCGCAGCUCUAUCACGAUCUACCUCCCGAGCAGUUUACGCCGUCCUCGAUGUCGAUGAAUCCGUUUUCCACGGCCCUCACGUCGCUGACGUCGCGGCUUGGCAUCGCGCUACCCAACCCGGCGCCCGAGGUGGAGAUGGCGCCGAAUCAGAUACAGGCGGAGGUGCAGCAUGUGCAAGAGCACAUGUCGGGUGCGACCGAGCCGCGAACGAUGGAACCGAAGAAGAAGAAGUACGCCAAAGAGGCAUGGCCCGGGAAAAAACCGAUACCGACGCUUCUCGUAUAAUAGAAAUUGUCGUUCAUAUUCACAUAAUAUAGCCCUAUUGUUUCCCGAUAGAGCUGCCCCCUUCAUCUAAGGAUUGUUCAUACAUUACAGAUUUACAUACGAUUUAUAUACGAUGCCAGCUCUAUCACGUGUUAUUAUAUCGGCAGUAACUGUCAAAUCUGUCUUGAUAACGUUGAACCAUGUAAGAGUAUGAUGAAAAGACUAUCUGUACUAGUUAAAAUAUAUUAUUUAAGUAAUGAUAAUUCAGAUAUAACGCAGGAUGAUCAUGAUUCGGAGUUUUAUAUAAAGCGGACAUGUUUGAAGAGACUUUUCCACUCGAAGAAUACAAAGGAACUGUUGUAAUCUUCUGAUGGAACAAACGCAUUCAGAGUAGCUAAAAUUAAAAAUAAUACUCCGCCAAAGCAUCCUAAAAUAAUACAAUUUUAAGUUCAAGAAAAUGAUGUCGGAUACCACCUUACGUUUAUCACGUUAAAUUUUGUACCCGUUUACAUUUAGUUUAUUUCCGCUGCGAUAACAAAUAUCGAUAAAAAUAAAAUUAUUGCUUAUUUUAUCAAAUAGAUUUUGGUCGCUAGACGUGUAAAAUAUAUCUAGUUUUAACAUUGUGAUUUUUCAUAGUUAAUAACAACAUUGCCGUAAUUGUUACAUAAUAUAUUGCAUUUCUUUAAACCUCGGCAUAAUUUCCUGUAUGUACAAUUGCUAUUAUCGCUCCAAGUGCAAUGAAUACGAUGUAAAUAAGUAUAAAGGCAAUUUUGUUGAUAUACUUUCAUAAAUAUCAAUGCCAGAAAAAGUCAAUAAAAAAGAGAAAUAUUGUAUAUAUUACACAAAUAAGUAUUACUUUGGGCCAGUAAAGUUUUCGAUAUAAAGAGUAUGUUUAGAAGAUUCGUCUCUUUAUAUAUAUAUAUAUAUAUAUAUAUUUAUGUAUUAUAUCUUGUUUCUAUGCCAAAUGAAACAUUACUUGUGAAGUGAUGCAACACUCGUAUAUUUUUAUACUUGUUCUACAAGGAAGUUUUACAAAAAAUACUCUUCUAUAAAAUACGGUGACAAUUAUAUACGAGAUUAAGCAAAAUAUAUCUUUCUACACAAAA